AUGGAACAAAUUGAUCAGGAAGGUUUUGACAUUGUUUGUAAGGUCAUUAUUUAUCCAAAGGAAAAGAUGGGUAUGGAUUUGUCAGCAAAAUCGGCCCUAUCUAAAAAUUGAAAUGCUAAUAUCGAUAAAAUCUGUCCAUUAUAUAGUAAAUCCCAUUUGGACAAUCAUUCGAAUCAUCAAAUAACUCAAUUAACUCGUCAAGAAAAUAUAUCAACAUCAAAUGAAUUAAUUGAAAAUUUACAUAAUAAAGGUUUAGCAAUGCAACAUGCUGCUGAUGAGCAUAUGAUGGUUCAUAAUCAUAUAAAUAAUGAUGAUCAAACAAAUGAAAUAAAACAAGAUGAAUUAAAAAUGGAAUUAGAUUUUAUCGAACAAUUACUACGAAAAACAAAAUGUCAACUAUAUAAAAGGCUUCAACAUUUACAAACGCGUCGGGCAAUUAGUUUUCCUUUAUGA
This is a messenger RNA of Rotaria socialis, 453 nucleotides long. Lineage: Eukaryota; Metazoa; Rotifera; Eurotatoria; Philodinida; Philodinidae. The record is from the annotation of a GenBank genome assembly.